CAUGUUGCGACAGCCAUUCUCUCCAGUCGGUGGAGAGUCAGGAGACGAACAAACCUGGCGGUUGUAAAGGAGGCUGUUAACGGCAAAUCACUCACAACUGGCACGCUGUUGGGUCUCAGUGGAGGUGUUUUACCUCUUGUAAUGGUUGGGGGCUAUCAUAUGUAGCUCAGUGAAGCAACAGAGUCAAGGGGUCGACCAGCACCCCCGUGAAUUUGCCACAGCAGCUACAUUAGCGGUGUUUUACUAGCCAGCUAACAUUACACGAACUUGGCAUGAAGAGAUCGCUUUGUAGCGGCUAGUUAGCAAGUCUUGCUAACGUGCUAACUUCUGUUAGUUGGGUGCAAACACUGACUGCUGCUGGUGGGAAACCAAGGAACGAAGAAGGAGCGUUUAACCUCCUCGGACCCAUUAGCGUUAGCCUCAUCAAGCUCCAAAGGAUAACUUAUCUCGGUUUGGAUACACGACCGAAAGGAGUCGCCGGAUAGUCCCGCUGUUUUUAUUCAUUUCAACAUCUGAGCCUUCCACCCUCACUGCCCCUGGCUCAGUCCGUGGCUCAGCAUCACUUCAAAAGGGAAGGUCUGCAGAGCUGCAGAUAACAGGCUGUACCCCUAAGCACCGGCAGGCUUUUCCAGAGUCCCUGCGCAGUGCCUCGACUGACAGAAAGAAUCGGCCCUUAGUGUGGGAGCUGGAGUGGAGAAGACCAAUUGUGGCCUGUGCAAAGUCAGACAGAGAUAACUAAUGCCAAGCCCUUCUCCUCUUCAGACAGCCUAGCGAAGGUCCAGGAGGUAGCAAGCUGGCUUUUGGAAAUGAACCAGGAUCUGCUGUCGGGGGGCAGCAGCAGCAGGCGGAGUCGGGGGCCGGGGGGGCCGGCAGUGCGAGGUAACGCCUCCUCCACGGCCCGGGCACCUCAACAGGCGGCAGAGGAGGGAGAUGAGGAUGAGCACAUGAACCGGGUAGUAGAGGAGGAAGAGCAGCUGCAGCAAAGGCCUGAGGCAUCACAGGUUGAUGGUCAGAGGGAAGCACCAUGGGCGCCAAGUGAAGGCAGCAAAGGUCCUCGAGGGGAUGAGGAAGGGGAAGAAGACGAAGAUGGCCCUGCAAACGAAGUGAACGGAGGAGAGAAGGGAGCUCGAUGGAUGUGGGGGGCAGAGCAGAGCCGGCUGCGAGGCCAGCCGCUGGGCGAAGAAGAGGAGGAGGAGGAGGAAGAGGAGGAGAACAACAACAGCAGCGGUCACCAAGAGGAGGAGGAGGUAGAGGAGAGGACAGAGGGAGGAGAGGAGAGAGGGAGGGAGGAAGAGGAGAGAGAGGAAGGCGAGGAGGAAGAGGAGGAGGAUGAGGAGGAGAUGGACCAAGACAGUGAUGACUUUGAACAUUCGGCUGAGAGUGGGAGGGAGGAGGAAGAGGAGGAGGAAGGAGAAGGGGAGGAAGGGCUGCGGUCUCCCUCUCUCAGGAACAAUGUGUCUGCCCCCAAUAACAACCUGGACUCUAGUUGUACACACCAAAGCUCUUCCAACAAGAAGGUAAGAAAAAAAACCUCACAUUUUCAUUAUGUAGCACUUAUAGUCAUUUCCAUCUCAUCAGCAGUGUGUUUCUUAGUUCCAUCAUUUCACGCACAGCAGAAAAAGAAAUGAACAUAUGAACAUCUCUCUGCACACUUUGCUGGUGCUUGGAAGUGUUCUGUCUGACAUGUCACAAAGUGCUGUUUGUCACCUCUAGGGGGCAGCAUGAGCUAAAAGUUAAGCGAUCACUAAGGCAGUGGAAAGCUCAGUGUCACCCAGGACCUUCCCCUUGUCAGUAUAAAGCAAGGAGGUUUUUUUUGCAAUACAGCUGUGUCUGUGGUCGUGCCAUGUGUGUUUAAUUUCUCUCUUGCUUUGACGGCGGUUUUAACGGCCAAACUUUUGGCCAUUUUGUGGUCUGAUUGGAAUCUUUCAUGUUGUUUACUGCAGUUGUUUUCGUAUCAGUAGUGGCCUUGUGGCUCUCUGUUGUCAUGCUUUAGUUGUGAAAACAUGAACAUUUCCCAAUCACUUCUUUUGCGCCUGAAGACUGUUUGCUGUUUUCCAUCCUCUUUUCUACCCUUUGCAGACAUUUGUGUUUAUGAGCAGUUCAUGUGUCCCUUCGACCCACAUCUGCUAUCUUUCAAGCAACUCGCCCCCUCUUCACUCAUUUUCCACAUGCAGACACUCUUGGCUAAGAGCAUCAUUAAAUGUUCAGGUUGUUAUGAUGACAAUGAGUGCAGCACUCAAUACUGCGUUAAGAGUCUGAAGAAGCUCUUACACUGUUGCACAUCUUCACAGGUUUAAUGCAAUGAUAAUUUUACAGAAAGUCCUUGGGAAACAAUUACAAAGAUGGUCUGUGCUAAGAGAUCAAUAGCUUUUGUUCAAGUUUUGGUUGGAGAAACAAUGUGUAUUUGGGAGGGCAAUCCAAGAAAUAAAAUACCAGCCAACCCAAUUAUGUUCAGUUCACUUAUAUUCAAUUAUGUUGUUGGGCUGAUUAGAGAGCUACAACAAUUAGUUGAUUAGUCUAUUGACAUAAAAUUAGUUGGCCGAUCUUUAUCAUCUUUUCUUUGUCCUUUAUGAUGCUAAAUGACGAGCCUUUGGGUUUGGACUGUUGGUUGGACAAAACAGUCAAUAUGAAGAUGCCUUCUUGAACUCCGGGAAACUCUUUGGACACUAUAUACAAUUAAUUGAUAAUGAUUAAUCGCAUUGAUAAUGGAAAUAGUGGUUAUUUGCAGCCCUGGUUGACUAAUAGAAUUCUCGUAAAUAGGCUGAAAAACAUAGAGGAUUGAUCAGUUUUCACUACAGUAGUGUAUUUCAUUGUACACAUUUUUCAAAAGCAGUCUACAAUGAUAUGUGCAAUCAAACGGUUUUCCCAGGUAUAGUGUUGUUUAAUUCAUGAAAUGUUGCCUUAUUGUUCGGCCUUCAGUCUCUUUUCUGGCAUGUUGAAGUGGAAUGGUCAGUUAUAUUAGCAUUGGGUGUGCCAGUUCAGUGCUUGGGUUUGAUGGGACUCCAAGUCAACAGGUGCAAGGUGGCUGCCAGCAUUACAACUGGGCGUAGGAUCAAGUGGUGUGGGGAUAACUGAAGACCUGGUGCAGCUUUGGUGUGCACCCUGAUAUUUCUGUGACAGUGUGGGGUCAAAAGCUGCAUCUGUGUUUUUCCUGUGCUGCUGGCUCACUGCAGAGAAGCACAGAAAAGAGACCGUCUUUAUGUCACAGGCUCACUCGAUUGCAAGUGCAGUCUGCUGCACAGUUAGUCCAGUUAAAAGAGCAUCUGGUUUUAUAAUUUACACAGUAUAAUAAUUAUAUCAACUUAAAAGAGCGUUAUAGAAUUGCAGUGAUGCUUAUUUUCUCAGAUAAUAGAUUGUUUUGCAACCAAGGGUUUCACCAGUGAUACGUCCUCUCUCAUAUGAACAAAUAUGCUCAUUUUCUGCCUCUAAAAGAUAUAAUUAGUUAACGCUCGACUGUUUUGACAGGUAAAGCCUUGCUAAUUUAUCUUACGAUUGGAAUGGUUUAACUGUCCAGGUUUCACGCAUCUUAUUUACAGCUCAUUGUGUUUAUUUUUAAAGAAAAUCCAGAAAUGUAUCAUUAUCAUUUAUUUUUACUGUUCCAAAGGACAUGAAAAUCCAUAACACAAAACCCAACAACAAAAUCAGAUACAAAGUAGGGGAUAAACUCUAAAUGAAAAUCAGUUAGAACUGGUCUGCUCAUAAUUUUCGGUCAAAACCGAGAGCUGUGAGCUUUAGUUAUAUACUCUUAGUGAAUUUAAUGGUCUGUAAAGUUCUUCCUAUUUAUUACAAAAGCCAUGACCAGUACCCACCACACUGUAAUCUUAUCGUGCCUUUAGCCACGAUGCCUAAUGUGAAAUCAAAUCUGUCAUUCUGCAAUGUAUUCGUCGAAACGAGAAGGACAACAUCACAUUCACAGAUGAAUUGUCCUGCUGCUUGUCGAAAGCAUUGACAUUUCCUCCAGGUGUCUACAAGCAUGAAAUUUUGCUAGGCAGAACAUCUGCAUUGAUGUUGGGGUCACAUCAGGUUACAAAGAAAGCAUAAACCAGAGAUGUCUCUGUUGGCCUGCCAUCUGUCUUGCUGUGCACUGUUGUCUGCUGGAUGGGAAAAGUAGCUGGGUUUCCUGCUUGACAUUAUUUAUCCCCGUAUGUAUUCUGACUGCUCAGGACAGCUUUGACCCCACGUUGAGUAAAAGCUUUGUCCAAGUAGAAAAGAGUAAGAUUCUCAUUUCAGCGUUUCAUAUUGAUUCUUGUAUACCGCCAACUGCCGAAGUACAGGUGUCAAAGUAAACAUACUUUAUCUUAGCAUGAAGGGAAAUUAUUUUGCUGCUGGAGGGAUAAUAAAGGCAGAAUACCAAAUGGACCAAGGUGUGUGUGUGUGUGUGUGUGUGUGUGUGUGUGUGUGUGUGUGUGUGUGUGUGUGUGUGUGUGUGUUAAAGUAAUACUUCAAACACGUGUCAGAGUCCUCAGACAUCAGGAGGGUGGAUGGUGGCAUCAAGUGCCAGACCAGGAUAGGUGUAUCACCGGUAAAUUUUUCUUAUGUCCUAAAGGACAAUUAAAUGCAUGUUUAUAGUUAUGUCAAAGUAGAUUAUUUUUAGAAUUGUAAGCCAUGAAAAUUUAAAUGAAAAUUUUGAAAAAUUUUAUUUGAGAUAUAUGUUACAAUAAUAAAAGCCUAUUGAGUUUUCUAAAUUAAAUUCAUGUAAUUUUCCCUCAUUAUCAGUUAAUCUAAACUAAUUUAGUAGAAAAAGUACCAAAUACUCCCAGGUUUCAGCUUCUUUAUUUAUAUAUAGUUAUGAUUCUAGUUAGAUUAAUGAGGAGUUUGGGUUAAAAUUCAUCUUGGGCAAAAGUCAGUAUAGCGCAGUGUUGGUAUUAAACUACCUUCAUUUAAGUACAGUUUGUGUUUUUUUGUUGUUGUUGUUGUU
Scatophagus argus is the source of this 4918-nucleotide messenger RNA. RefSeq names its product major centromere autoantigen B-like. The transcript has 6 exons. The coding region runs from base 807 to 1628 and encodes 273 amino acids. The record is from RefSeq and is a predicted model, not a curated record. NCBI's taxonomy places the organism in Eukaryota, Metazoa, Chordata, Actinopteri, Scatophagidae.